Messenger RNA from Cervus elaphus (red deer), 558 nucleotides. RefSeq names its product transmembrane protein 239 (gene TMEM239). NCBI's taxonomy places the organism in Eukaryota, Metazoa, Chordata, Mammalia, Artiodactyla, Cervidae. The record is from RefSeq and is a predicted model, not a curated record. Bases 90 to 545 code for a protein of 151 amino acids. The transcript has 2 exons.
GGGGGCUCAACGCUGGCUGCCAGGCUGUCCUGGGCGCGGCGGGAAGCAACAUGACUUAGGUGGCUCUGCCCAGAGGUGCACCAACCACGAUGCAGCAGCUACGAGUGGAGACAGAUGCCAUCGGGGCCGGCGAGGGGCCGCAGCGCGCGGCGCCCUGGUCAGCCUGGGUCUCUCGGGAGGGCUGGGUGCGCUGGUGCAUGUGUCACGUGCCCCCGAGCUGGACCCAGUGGUGGGCUACGUCCGGCUGGCGGCAGCCACUGCAGCGGGUGCUCUGGGGUCUGGAGGGGAUCCUCUACCUGCUGCUGGCCCUGAUGCUGUGUCACGCGCUCUUCACCACCGGCUCCCACCUCCUGAGCUCCUUGUGGCCCGUGGCGGCUGCGGUGUGGCGCCAUCUGCUGCCGGCUGUCCUGCUGCUGUUGCUCAGCGCCCUGCCCGCGCUGCUCUUCACCGCCUCCUUCCUGCUGCUGUUUUCCACACUACUGAGCCUCGUGGGCCUCCUCACCUCCAUGUCUCACCCAGGCAAUGCUCAGGACUUGGACCAAUAGAAGGGCAACCCCA